AUGGCGGAAAUUCCAUCUACCGAAGGUGAAGUAGAUUUUCACGUCGAAGGAGCUGGAAAACAAUGUAAAAAGUGGUACAAAAUCUUCGGGGAAUUCCCGUCUCCUAUGGGGAUUCCACCCCUAAUAGUCCUUCACGGUGGCCCAGGCGUUCCGCAUAACACUCUCCUUCCCCUUAAACACCUCGUCACAACCAACAACGUCCCCGUAAUUCUCUAUAACCAAAUAGGCUGCGGCCAAUCUACUCAUUUGCCCGAGAAGAGAGGUGAUGAAUUUUUCUGGACUGUAGAUCUCUUUUUAAACGAGCUAGAGAAUCUUCUCAAAUAUCUUGGAAUUACGGGGGAAUAUGACCUGGAUGGACACAGUGCCGGAGGAGUUUUAGCGUCUGAAUGGGAAGUGAGAAGACCGAAGGGGCUGAGGAGACUGGUGCUGUCGAGUACACUAGCUACUAAGCCCCUUCUCAUGGAAACUAUGAUAAAACUCCGCUCGGAGCUUCCCAAAGAAACUCAGGAUAUAUUGAUCAAGCACGAAGAUGAUGGCACACUUGAUAGCCCAGAGUACCAGCAAGCGAAUAUGCUCUUCGCCAGCAAACAUAUGCUCCGAAUCACCCCCCUGCCGGAGGAGUUCCUAGCUUCAAUGAAGGCCUUAAAGGAAGACAACACUGUGAACUUCACCAUGUAA
This is a messenger RNA of Hyaloscypha bicolor E, 678 nucleotides long. Its product is annotated as peptidase S33, tricorn interacting factor 1. NCBI's taxonomy places the organism in Eukaryota, Fungi, Ascomycota, Leotiomycetes, Helotiales, Hyaloscyphaceae. Gene Ontology annotation, molecular function: peptidase activity. Bases 1 to 678 code for a protein of 225 amino acids. The transcript is spliced from 3 exons. Gene Ontology annotation, biological process: proteolysis. The record is from RefSeq and is a predicted model, not a curated record.